UGAUGUCCCUGGAUCGAAACCAGGCGGCGCUAAUUUUCUUUUUUCUUUCCUUUUUUUGCUUCAAGUCAUGUGAUCUGAAUUGUAAAAUCUAGUUGCGAGGUCAGUAUACUAUUUCUCAUCCGUAUCAUGAGUUGGUUUGGCGGUUCCCCAUCAAAGGUCUCUGCUGUUAAGCAAGUUGAAAGAUCUGACACCAACGACAAUUCUCAAUAUCUUGAUGAUCUUCCUCCCAAGUUUGAAGACAGGGAACCCAUACAUGCAAAGCAACCAACUUAUGGCGAUGCAUUUCGGAACCUAAAGCUCAGUGAUUUCUCACUCGAAACUUAUGUUGGUAUGCCGUGCUUCCGGGAAGCAAUGAUCACAGGUUUCCAAAGCAUGGGAGUACUAGGGUUUGUCACGUUUCUUAUACAUAAAAAUCCUGGCCGUUCAGUGAACUGGGCUAUUUGUGGAUUUUUCUUGGGCAGUGUUGUUGGAUGGGAACAAUGUCGAUCAAUUCGGAAAAAAUCGUUUCAGACGGUGGAGGCAGCACGUGUUGCUAAUCAAGACAAAGUUCGUAGAAAACUUGAGGACCGUUCUGCUGAUGAUGAAACAUUAAGUCAAUUCAAUAAGACUCAAACCGGUGAAUGUGAAUAAACAACAAGAAACUCAAACAUAUUUGCAUUCACAUCAAAUAAAUAGUGCCACGAUACGAAAACAGAAUCAAAAAAGAUCAAAAAAAAGAAUAACUGAACUGGCGAUUAAAAAAGUAAUCUUUCUGCCUCUUGUGUUGUUUUGAACACAACUCUGAAUGUAUGUAUGAAAGUCCGGAAUGAAUAACAGCAGUAGUAUCUCGUACUCAUUUCUUCAGUUUCUGUUAAUGAAAUUUUUAUGCGUGUGUGAUCUUGAGAGUUCGCCUUGUUGCAGUCUGACCGAG
Metschnikowia bicuspidata var. bicuspidata NRRL YB-4993 is the source of this 910-nucleotide messenger RNA. RefSeq lists its product as uncharacterized. The coding region runs from base 127 to 630 and encodes 167 amino acids. The transcript has a single exon. Lineage: Eukaryota; Fungi; Ascomycota; Pichiomycetes; Serinales; Metschnikowiaceae. Gene Ontology annotation, cellular component: mitochondrial inner membrane; mitochondrion. The record is from RefSeq and is a predicted model, not a curated record. Gene Ontology annotation, biological process: mitochondrial respiratory chain complex IV assembly.